Molecule: messenger RNA, 7280 nt
Organism: Dicentrarchus labrax (European seabass)
Lineage: Eukaryota; Metazoa; Chordata; Actinopteri; Moronidae
Product: protein FAM184A-like
Exons: 18
Coding region: 727-6000 (1757 amino acids)
Molecular function (GO): protein binding
Source: RefSeq, a predicted model, not a curated record
UUUAAGUUUACCUUUUGAGAAUUUACUCUUUUGUACAUUUAUUAAUACAAUAGCUAAUUUAAGUUCACGUGAGUGUUAAGAAAUAAUACUUCUCAAGAUCCGCAAAUGAAUGAUUUUCUUAAUUAAGUGAUGUAUUCUUGCCUAUAUUUAGUUAUGCAUCAACCAAACAUGCUUGCUAGCUUACUUAUUAGGCUGACCUCAAAGGAAAGGGUCAAUUGUUUCAUGUCUGUCUUAAAACAACCUGUGUGAACAGGAGAAAUGUAUUACAUCAACCGAAAAAGGUUUUAGUACAUAUGCAUGCACAUGAGAAUUGCUUUGAGACGGACUUGGAGAAAAAAGUGAACCUCUCCUUUUAAGUUUUCGGGAUUUAAUGAUUUGUGAAAUGUGGUGGGAGGUGCCGGAGAGCGGACAGGAUGAUUAAGAGGCGGGGUAACCUGAGAGACAUCUGUGCCCAACAACUUGCUACCAAGCUGUUGACAUGGUGAAUAAUAGAUGACUGUAUCUUGUGCGCAUGUAACUUUUUCUGUGUCUGUGUUUAUCUUUGCCAUGUCUGUGUGUUUAUGAUGUCGGUAAGAACAGUUUCCCCUUUAUUUUCCCCAAACUGAGUAAGUCGGACAACGUCAGUUCCCGUGCCAGGUAGAACUCACCUAGUGGGCACAGGCUAACCAAUGAAGGAUCACAUGACCUCAACAGACGGGUACCGGUAGCCGUUCUGUUACCACGGUAAUGGACUCAAUGGGAACUCUGGACCUGGACCUGCAGGUUCUGUGUAACAGAGUGAAGGUCCUGGAGCAGAAUGAGGUUUCAGCCGUCCAGUCUGACAGCUACCUGAGGAACAGGAUCAGAGGGUUAGAGAGGUCAGAGAGGAGGCUGCUGCUACAGCUCGAUCAGCUAGCCUCUGCCUCCCACCUCCCCAGCAUGCAACACUCCCAGAGGCUGGACCAGAGACUCAACAUGCUCAGGGAGGAGGUCAGGACCAUGACCCAGGAGAAGGAGCGAGGAGAGCAGGUUUGGAGGGAUCGACUACAGCGCUGUCAGAGGCAGCUGAAGGCCAAAGAGGAGGAGAUGAGUCGUCAGUCCCAGUACUUCGAGAACUUUAAAACCCAGCUCCAGCACAAGCUCAGCCUGGCCCGGGACAGAGAGCAGAGCCUACAGAACCGGAUCUACGCUUUAGAAAAGCAGCUACUGGACAUGACCGUGAGUGCCGCCACGGGCAUGACAACGAUCAGUGCAGUCAGAAUUACUGCCGGGACUGUCACACACUGGGAAGAACAAGAGAGGCUACCUACCAUGAGAGGAGAGGGUGAAGGAGAAGAGGAGAGAAAGGAGGAGAGGAGGAAGCAAUGGCAGCCAAGUGUGGGAAUUGAGAGAGGAGGAGGACGAGAGAGUGAUGAGGGAAAGACAGCAAAAGAGAACUCAUAUGAAGCCAGGCUGCAAGGCUUCAUCCUGAGCCUGCAGGAGGAUCUCAGGGUGCUGCUGGAGAGAGAGGAGGGUGGCAUGACCGAGCGGAGGGGACUGAUGGAGCAGCUCCAGGAGGCUCAGGAGAACAGCCACUUCCUGGGCUGCAAGGUGGAGGAGAUGAAGGCAGAGGUGCACCAACUGAAGCUCUCUGAAAACUCCUUGAUGGAGGAGGUUGAUGAACUGAGAGAGGAGAACAACAGGCUCCAACAGAUCCUUACGGAUGCAGCUAACCAAACAUCAAGUCAGUCAUCCACAAUCCCAUGCGCGGGUUUUGGGACCAGCUCGCCCAACUGCAGUCCUGCUGUUAGUUCUGUGUCCUCCAACACUCUCUCACAUACCACGGCCAUGGUAGAGGUCCAUCUAACCUCGGUUGAGGGAAUAGGCCAGCCUCAUUCAUCUGCAGUUCCACCUGUUCACCACUGGGCUUCAGCAGAGAGCACACGAAACAACCACAGCCUACGGUCCCUUUCCGUGACUGCAGAGACACUAGAUGAACUUAAACUGGAGACUUGGGGCUCUAGAGGGAUCCUAAAUCUGGAGGAAAGCCACAGUGAGGAAUCUGAAGCCCUGAGGGAAGCCUACAGGAGCCUGGGGCUGGGGGAGGAUCUUGAAGCACUUCAAGAACAACGUGACCGCCUAGAGGUUGCCCUGCAGCACACACAGGAACAGCUGCAGGUGAUGGCUCAAGAGAAUACUCGACUGAAAUUACAACUCAGGAAAGAGGCAGAGGAACAAGAAGCAGAGGCAGAGCAGGACUCUUCAAGAGAAAGGAUUCACACAUUACCCACCAGUGAUGGAGCUGAAGAUAACAACAUUCUUGCCCUGGACAAGGAUGAUCUCGUCCAGGCCCUGAAUCAUGAGAACCGGGCCUUGGCAGACCGGAUCCAGGAGCUUCUGGCUCACAUUGAGCUCAGAGAAGAGGAACUCAAGAGGGAGGAAACACAGCUGAGAGAGCACAUCUCCAAGCUAGAGGUGGACAAAGUCAGACUGGAGCAGGAGAAGCAGGAACAAGGGUGUUUGAUUACAGAACUCACUAAGAAGACUGAGGAUGAUCUCAACACCAUAAUGGAUCUGCAGCAGCAAAGGUUAGUGGAGAGUGAGCAGCUUAUUGUGGAAUCAUCGGUUGACGAGGAACCGUGUGGAUCUCAGUUGCAAAGAGAAUACACAGCUGUAAUAUCAGGACAUUUUCAACAGAACAACCUGGAAGAAUGUGUGGACAGUUUAGUGGAAAGUGUGCUAAAAGGUGAAGAACCACCGUUGAUGUCCAGUCAACAACCAGACGAUUCGACUACAGCUUCAGCACCUGGUUCUCAACAUGAUAAUCACUAUGGUUUGUUGCAGGAUAGCCUACAAAGCAAUGUUAUGUCACUGACUGAUCAAGUGGGCCAGCUGACCAAGUCAGUCCAGAGCCUCAAAACAGAACAAGAGGAACUGUCAGGCUGCAUAAAUUCUCUCAGAGAGCAGCAGAGAGAAGUAACUCUGUCAGUUCAAACACAGACAGAAGUGAAGCAGCAGUUAACUCGGACAGUUUGGGGACUGAAGGAGGAGAAAGACAGCAUCUCUCAAUCUCUGGCUGGUCUCAAACAAGAGAAAGAGCAGCUUACCAGGACAGUCUGUGGGCUAAAAGAUGAGAGAGACCAGUUUAUAAGGUCUAUGAGUGGCCUAAAAGAGGAGAAAGAGCAGCUAACUAAGUCUGUAUCUGGUCUCAAACGAGAAAAUGAGAAACUGGCAGAAUCUCUCUCAAGUGGAAAAGAAGAGGGAGCUCAAAUCAUGCAGUCACUAGAAAGUUUACAGACAGAGAAUGACCAGUUAAGCCAGACAGUGCUCAGUUUGAAACAGGAGAGAGACAAACUAACCAAUUCCCUGAAGUGUCUGAAGCAACAGAGAGACAAGGAACAAUCAUCUUACACUUCACAAGAAGACCGCGACAAGUUGAUAAAAUCAGUUAGCAGUUUGAAAGAAGAAAAAGAAAGAAUUGAACUUUCAAUCAGUUGUUUGAAACAGGAAGAAGAGCAGAUGCAUCUAUUACUCCAGGGCCUAAGAGAGGAAGAAAACGGCCACAAAGCUGCUCUGUCCGGCCUAACACAAACAGAGGGGAGGAAUCAGAAACUGCCUAUGCUGAAUCUGAACAGUGCCACUAUUGGGACGGGAGGAUAUGCUACACAAAGAUUUCAGACUAGUGACCACAGAGAAAACUCUGUACAGGAGCAAAAUGAUCUGAUGAGGGAGAAUGAAGCCUUGGGAGCAGAACUAAAGAGGUCAAAAGGUGAACUGGACAAGAGCCAUGUAGAUACCGAGAGGUUGCACAGUGAAUUGUGUCAGUCAGAAACCAGGAGGGAGGAGGCAGAGAGAAAGGCAGCCCAAGCAGCUGACAAGGUGACGAGGCUGACAUUUGUAGCUAAUCAGAUGGAAGAAACCAGACAGGAAAAUGACAGCCUCAUAACCCAGGUGAAGGAGCUCCAGAGAAAAUUUAGAGACUUGGUCAGGGAGAAGACUGAUGCUCUGUCACUAAAGGCACAAAUAGAGGAGCAAUACAACAUCCUUACAGCUCAGCUCAAAGCUAAGACGGUGGCUCUAGAGGAGCUAAACUCGGAGUAUAUCGCUCUGAAACAAGGGCAGGGAAGCAAGGAUGAUCUGAGCACUGUUCUUGUCUCACUCAGGACACGUUACAACAACAUCAGAGCUAAGUAUGAUGCACUCCUGAAAAAGAGGAGCCAGAACGAUCUGGAUAUAGCUCCUUUAAAGGCCAAGCUGUCUUGCCUGGUGUUCAAGUGUCAGGAGAGGAACAACUUGUUGGUUCAGAUGAUGAAGGCCAUGCACAGACAAGGCAAUGCGGACUCCACACUCACACAGCAGGUUGAGCAGCUGCUCAGUGACACUGCUCUGCAGGAGUACACUGCAGCAUUCACACCAGGGAGCAACGUAAAGACCCGGGAUUACAGUACUGGCUUCACACCAGGAUUUAUUUCAACAUUUCAAAACUAUUCUAGUGGACUCACUCCUGAUUGGACCUGCUCUACUUUACCUUCACUUGUAAAUCAGCAAUGCCAAAAUGGAUUUGCAUCUGAAUCUGGAGUGAAAUGUAGAGAGCUAAAAAGAGAAAAACAUACAUCUUUAGUCACCAUGGACUCCACAAAAAGUUGUCAAGACUGCAGCAGUGAAGUCACACCUUCACCAGCAGAAACACUAAAUAAAAAUGCCAACUCACCUGUGCCACCCUCACCAGUGCAAGUGUGUGCCAGUGUCCAAGCGGCACCAUCAUGUGUGGUUUCAGCACUGAAAGAAGGCUUGAUCACCAAUACAGCACAGCUCUCUCACUCUGCCACUAGACCUGAGAAUUUUGAAUUUCAUCAUCCAGACAUGAAAGGGAAGUCUUCCCCAGAUCUGAGUCUUACUCUUCCAUCCUCCAGCACACGUGUCGGUGUGAGCAGGAGACUGAGUAGUCCUGAGAAGAUCAUCAGCCUACACGAGCAACUGCAGAAGACUCUAAUGAGCAGCUAUCAGGCUCCAGUGAGCAGAGGAAGAAGACAGCAACCCAGGAAAUCUUUUUCAGCUCCUGCAGACCUGGGACCAGCCUCUCAGACAAAGAAGCAGAGCCUCAGUUUGAAUAUACCACUUACAGACUCUCUCCCAGCCACCACUGCUUCGAGCCCAGCUAAGCACGUUCCAGCUGUGACAACCAUACCUGUUUCCACUAAUAAGUCAGCAACACUUUUUAAUGCAGUCGCCUCUAGAUCUGCUAAUAUUACAUUCAGUCCCAUGUUUACUAACCAUCACUGUAAAGCAGACAUGUCUAAAACUAUAAAUUCUGCUCUUUCUAGCUCAAGCAAAGCCAAAUACACCUCCAGCUAUGGCACUAAUAUAGCAAUAUCCCCAAAACUAACAAAUAAAAUCAUCACUGCUAUUCCUGACAUAUCUGAUGCCAAACAUACAGCUCCCACUCCUUUAACUCUGAGGACCACUACCUUUGUCUCUGAUGUCUUAAUAUGUUCUGACACGAAUCCAAAAAUCACUGCCUCAGACACAACUGCCCCUAGCAUAACAACUGCCCCCGAGGCUAAUCAUUUUAACAUGCCUUCUAAAACCGAUGGUGCUGCCCCUGCGUAUCACGGGCCUGUAUUUGCUGCCUCCUGCACUCCAUCUGCUCAUUGCUCUCCUGAAAGAUCCAACAAGUCUGCCAGAAAGUCCACCACUGCUCUUGAAAAGACAGCAAGACCCAAACCAGGAGCUCCAGCAGAGGUUCGUGCCGUUGAGGUCGUCAAAACAGUGGGCCAGAGCAGCCUCAUGAUCGGCUGGGAGAGGCCGCCGCUCGACGAGCUGGGCUGUAGUAACGGCACAUUUGUGUACGGAUACAGGGUGUUUGUAGAUGGGGACUUCCACAAAUCUGUCAUGAGCUCAGCGUGCACCAAGUGUAUUCUGGAGAAUGUCGACCUGAGUGGCCCAGUCCACAUCAGUGUCCAAACACUGGGCUCUAAUGGUCUCAGUUCCAACAGUGCCCACACUAUGUACAGGACUUCAGUGAGAACAGAACACCACUGACUCACAGUGUCCUGACUACAGCAACCGUAAUAGGGGCAUACAAUGGCUCUUUAGGAUUACAGCAACCUCUUGAUGAAAACAUUCUCAGCCAGUGGUUUGAAUGUGCACAGCCAUCUAUAGCCGCAGCCCUCUGAGGGACCGUGCUAACCUCCACCUCAGCGGACAGCGAGGACGAUACGUCACACUGCUGGGAUACCGUCAGGCUCAGGUCAACCAAUCAGAAAAACUCAUCUCAUGUUGUCACUAUGAACACCUAUGCCUAUGAACACGUAGUGACCUGUGGCCGGCCAAUAAACCUCAAAACGAUUAACUGAAGAUGUCAAACACAACCCCAUAAGAUUCCUGAGAGUUAAUCUGCACGUAAAAGCAGGUGAAGAUUAGCUCGAUCCGAAGAACUUCCUGUUUCAGAGUCCUGAACACUGGAUUCACCUCUCGAAUGGAUAUGACGUUGUGAGUGUCUGCCAGGUGAAAGGCCAGUGUGGCUGCCAAUCAAACAAAUCCUGACAAACUGAUUUUUAAAAAAAGUGUUACUUCUCUAUGAACUAGAUGAAGCCAAGAUCAAUCACAGUGUCACGGUUGGAGGGACGUUUGCAUCUGGUGCAUAUUUUAACACUGUGUUUAACACUGAGAGAUCACAUGUCAUAUGGCUUCAUCUGCCUCUCUGGACUCUGACAUUAACAGCUGACUAAUGGGACAUUCACUGUAUGAAAAGCCUUUUUUUUUUUUUUUUCAAAGCAACACACACUGUAUAAUGUGCCGACGCAACAUUGUACCCUGUGGUUAUCUUACUUGAUUUUUACACAUGAAGCCAAAUAUGAAAAAAAGAUGAUUCACUCCAAAGACUUAUCUGUUUCUUGCUCCUCACAGGUCUACGGGGUUAUUUAAACACAGAAGCCAGGUGUUAUUUUAAGUUCUGAAAUUUGCACACAGUCAUUAUUGAUAUCUAGAAGAUAAAAUUAAAAAAAUAAAUUAUUACUGAUAUUUUUUUGUAGAGAAUAUUAUGAAAAUAUGCCAAUGUAUCACAUAUUUUACUUCUUUUUGUAUGAGUGACACUUUGUUUUUCAUACCUAAUAGAUGUUAAGUUUGCACGCUCAUAUUGUUUUUUUUGUUUUAUACAAUGUUCACAACACACACUAUGAUGUUCUUUUGCUACUUUCUGUAUGUACGGAUGUGGAGUGAUCAUGGUGCAGCAAAGGUAUUUUUCUAUUAGUAAUUGAAAAUAUUGAUUUCCCAUUGAUUCCUUAAGACUGUACAGAGAAUAAAUGUUUAUACAAUAUUAA